UCUUUAGAUGCUUGACCAUAAAAUAAAAUAGGCUAAAAUCUAUCAUGUUUAAUUGAAAUAUGGGCUCACUUGAAGAUAUUGAUCUUUCUAAUCUUAGGGAGCCUGCUGCGUAUUUUGAUUUAAUUGAAGUAGUUGGAAAUGGUACAUAUGGACAAGUUCAUAAAGGGCGUCAUCGGAGAACAGGGCAGUUAGCAGCUAUUAAAAUAAUGAGUGUUAAUGAAGAAGAAGAAGAAGACAUAAAACUUGAAAUUAAUGUUCUACGAAAGUAUUCAAAUCAUGUUAACAUUGCACGAUAUUAUGGUGCCUUUAUUAAAAAAGGUGCACCUAAUGCUCAAGAAGAUCAACUGUGGUUGGUUAUGGAGUUUUGUGGAGCUGGAUCUGUAACAGAUCUUGUCAAAGCUACAAAAUCAAGAUCUCUUAAAGAAGACUGGAUUGGCUAUAUAUGUAGAGAGGUUCUAAAUGGGGUCAAUCAUCUCCAUCACAAUCAUGUAAUCCAUAGAGAUAUUAAAGGUCAAAAUAUACUUCUUACGGAGAAUGCAGAAGUUAAAUUAGUCGAUUUUGGUGUAAGUGCACAGUUAGAUCGAACAGUUGGUCGAAGACACACUUUUAUUGGCACACCUUAUUGGAUGGCGCCUGAAGUUAUAGUAUGUGAUGAGCAACCUGAUGCUACUUAUGAUAACAGAUGCGAUAUGUGGAGCAUUGGAAUAACUGCAAUAGAAAUGGCAGAGUCACAACCUCCUUUGUGUGAUAUGCAUCCAAUGCGAGCAUUGUUUCUCAUACCUCGUAGUGAACCUCCUCGUCUUAAAUCAAGAAAAUUAUGGACUAAAAAGUUUCGAGAAUUUGUAACAGUUUGUUUGAUUAAAGAUUAUUUACAGAGACCAACAGCUGAGCAGUUGCUACAGCAUGAUUUUAUUCGAGGAUCUCGUUCACAAGAUCGAAAAAUUAGGAUAGAAAUAAAAGAUUUUAUUGACAGAGCUCGGCGGCGUAAAGGAAUGAGUGAAUCUGAAGAUGACUUUGGAGAAACUAAUGCAUUUGACUUGGCAGCUGUUAUUGAGGAAGAACAGCAAGGUGAUACAUUGGUUGGUGUUGCACCUGGUGCAACUUUGAGAAGGAAUCUUACAAUGAUGCAAGGAGGAGAGCCUUCACCUGUUGAAAAAGAAUUUGAAAAAAAUAUUUUUGAAGAAGAUGUUGGACAAAGCACUAUACGUAGAUCAUAUGGAGAAGAUACACCUCCUCGGUCAACACCUUCUCCUGCUCUUAACCAGCAUCCAUUUAACGCCACACCAGAAUUGGCAUCUUUAAAUAGUGGCAACAACACAGAAGAUGAUGAUAAUGAAUCUGAUGAUGAUUGUGCGACAUUGCAAAAUCCAAAACAUCAAAAAAAAAAUCUUCCACCAUAUGAACAUUUCGAGACAUUAAAUAGAUUGGUUGAUGAUCUUGAAGCUCAUAAUCCCACUAACAUGUAUUCUGGUUUACAAGAUGAUGGUUCAGAAACAUCCCAGUUAAGCCUAGAAAUGCUAUCUAGUAACCAAAAUCUUCCUGAUGUCCUUCCACACCAACAACGCCAAUCACCAAAUGUUCGUGAUUCUAUUGCAUCAUCGAUCACUGCAUUAAAUAUAGGAAAUAUGUCAUCGGGAAAUAAUGAUGAUCACCAAUCUAAAAAGCAUAGUGUAGUCAGCAAUGCAAGUAACAUGAGUAGAAGAACAAUUAUAUCAGAAUGUAAUGUAAAUGUAACACCUGAAAGGACAUUGCAAAGUAAAGAAAAUCCUGAUCUCCCUGAAAUACGAAAAUAUCGGCAUAAGUUUCGAUCUGAUAUUCUUUGUGGUGCAUUAUGGGGUGUGAAUCUUUUAAUUGGAACUGAAAAUGGUUUAUACUUGUUAGAUAGAAGUGGUAAUGGUAAAGUUUUUCCACUGAUAACUCGUCGAAGAUUUCAACAAAUAGAUGUGUUGGAAACAUUAAAUGUUUUAGUUUCAGUUAGCGGAAAGUAUAACAAGUUACGAAUAUAUUAUCUCUCAAGAUUGAAGAAUAAAAUUGUAAAGGGAGAGGAGGCAGACAAAAGCAAACAGUUCCACUCUACUGUGGGAGAUUUUGAAGGCUGCAGUCACUACAAAUUAGUUAACUUUCAUCGAAUUAAGUUUUUGGCUAUUGCAGUUGGGUAUGCUAUUGAAGUAUAUGCAUGGGCACCUAAACCAUAUCACAAGUUCAUGGCAUUUAAGUCAUUUCGUAAUUUAACUCACCGACCACUAAUGGUAAAUAUGGCAAUACAAGCAGAUAGUAGCAAGUUGAGAGUUAUAUAUGCUUCAGAAUUAGGAUUUUAUGGUGUGGACUUGGAUUCAGCUUCGGUGUAUGAUAUACAUGUACCAUUAAAUGGUAAUCCAAUAAAUGCUCAUGCAAUUGUACCACUACCUAGUAGCAAUGGGCGUGUCAUUCUUCUAUGUUAUAAUGAUGAGGGCGCUUAUUUUAGCACCUCUGGUCGUCAGGUUAAAGACGCAACUAUAAGAUGGGGUGAACCUCCGUAUUCAGUUGCUCAUGUUGGUAGUGGCCAAAUUAUGGGGUGGGGUGAAAAAGCUAUUGAAGUAAGAAGUUUAGAAACUGGACUUUUGGACGGGGUGUUUACGCACAAGCGCGCCCAACAAUUUCGGUUUUUGUGUGAACGCAACGAAAAGGUGUUCUUUGCUUCAACCGGUGCGUCUGGUGGACAGGUUUAUCAUAUGACUUUAAGCAGUACAUUUAAGAAUUUUAAAUGAAGGCUUGAUAUACUGUAUAGAUCUUUUUUUAUACAUGAAAGUUUUAAUCUCUGCAUAAAUAUUCAUCA
Messenger RNA from Hydra vulgaris (swiftwater hydra), 2815 nucleotides. RefSeq names its product serine/threonine-protein kinase mig-15. The record is from RefSeq and is a predicted model, not a curated record. Gene Ontology annotation, molecular function: ATP binding; protein kinase activity. Gene Ontology annotation, biological process: protein phosphorylation. Lineage: Eukaryota; Metazoa; Cnidaria; Hydrozoa; Anthoathecata; Hydridae.